AUGAAGAGGAGAUUCAAUCGGCGCCCUCUGCCUUCGCCUCAGGCGCUUGACAUGAUGUCUCGCGCUUUAAAAGACCUCCAGAAAACCAUUGCCACAUCUGGCUCGCGAGACGUUCCUGAAGUGGCCUUGGAGGAUGUCCGAAAGGCCUGCCUUGAAGUUGAGAAUUCUCUCGCAGCACGCGGUCUUCUUCGUAAUACCAGACGCCUACGCCGUCUCUUCGCCGGCCUAGAACAUUAUGGAAGAUCAAUCGACGUUCUCUGCAACGGAACUCAAUAUCUGUCCUGGAUAUGGUCACCUAUCACCGUGGUGCUUCGGAUGGCGUCCGACUGUGUCAAAGCCUUUGAGGUCAUUAUGAAGGCCUACACCAAAGUUGGAGAUACACUGUGUCGAUUCCAGCUAUUGCAGAACACCUUUUCGGAAGACCACAGGUUUCAAGAGCUCCUGGCCGUGUUUUACUCCGACAUUCUUCGGUUUCACGGCUUCGCAUACAAGUUCGCUCAACGAAGUAAUUGGGAGGUGUUCCUCUUGACCACCUGUGGUCGUUUUGAGAGACGAUUCGGGAACAUCAUCGAAAACCUCGAGCGACACGCCGAACUGAUUGAUAAAGAGGGCAAUGUCCUCAACAUUUCUGAGACGCAAGCAACCUUGAGAAAGCUCCUAUCUCAGCAACAAGAAAAUCUCAAGCAAAUCGAGGCCGAAGAGAAGCGAGAUUCAACAAGGCAGUAUUUUGAUAUCUUGUCACGACUCCAGAUAGACGAGCGGGAUCAGGUGGCAAUUUUCGACACCCUCUCGGAAUCUCUCCGGUUCGGCGGGACGUGUGGAUGGGCCCUCCAACACGAGGAUAUCUCGUCCUGGUUAGAUUCAAAAGGUCGCGUCCAAUCACUUUGGUUGCAUGGAUCGGCUGGAACAGGGAAGAGUGUGUUAUCAGCACACCUGAUCGCCUUUAUGAAAUCUACUGGCAGCUCUCGCGCCAUCUAUCACUUCUGCAGUGACCAGUACGUCGAAUCAACGAAGUACGACCAGAUCCUCCGGUCUAUAAUACGACAGCUACUCCAGGUCAGCGAUGAGGCCACGGCGCAUGCUCACACCACACUCCUCAAAGAUCGAAAAGUCCCCUCGCUAUCGGAGCUCGAGAGGCUUGUUGAAGAGCUUCUUGUUAUUAUUUUGGAUGAAUCGCCCGAGGCCGGGACUCCCUGGGUUGUCGUGGAUGGAGUCGACGAGUGUGAACCCGACAAGCUUCCUCAACUGGAGCUAGGCAUUGGAACGAACGAGUUGGAAGAGAUCAAGGAUGAUGUUGUGCGAAAAGCCGACGGCAUGUUUCUUUACGCCAGGCUGAUCCUUGACUAUCUUGGUUCGCAGCUGCCCCGGAACAAAGAUCAUCUCAGGGCAAAACUUUCUCGCCUGCCUAAGACACUCCAGGAAUUCUAUUCUAAACUUCUGGGUCAGAUCAUUUCUCACAGGGACGAUGACUCGCGUGAGAUAGUGAAGAGUAUUUUUCGAUGGGUAGCAUUCGCUAAGAGGCCUCUGCGUCAACUCGAGUUCCUGUCGGCAGUCACCUUCAGCGACGGUAACCCAGAUGUUUGCGCCUUGGUUCCAAAGUUCAUCCUAGAAGAAUGUGGCAACCUUAUUGAAGUGAGGCAUGAUAAAACGAUAUGUUUUAUCCAUGGAUCCGUGAAAGAGUUCCUCACGACGUCGGAUACAGGCUUCGCCAUUACGGAAGAAGAGGCGACGGAGGAGCAAGCCAUAGCUUCGGUUGCUUGCCUAGUCUCCGCGUCUCGAUGCUUUCACCAUUCUGGCGAUGCACACGAGAGACGGGUUCGCGUCGUCAAAGGUCUUUACGGCCUAGUCAUAUACUCUUCUGAGCAUUGGGUGGAAUACACCCUCUCCAUGACCGCCCAGAAUGAUUCGAAACGCUGCAGGUAUUUCGACAUUGUUAAGAUUUUAAUGACCGAGCUUGAGCGGCUGGGAUGGGGUGCAGACAUAGACCUACACUGUUUCGAACCGGGGGUAGAUGCUUGUGAUCCCAGACUAGACUUGCUCCAUGAGCACCCACUGCUUCAGCGUCUCCUUCAGUAUACAAUGACCCGCAGAUCACAUGCUGGCUUGGAAGAAAGCAUCGUCAAUAGAGGUAGCAUCGACGAAGUACCAACUCGAAAGAAGAGUCCAGACAUGAUCUCUCGAAUCCUGGAGGCUUACCAAGAAACGAUACGUUGGCUUCUUCGCGAGGAUGAUUACCCCGGUGUCCUGGCCGAGGACCUUGAAUCUUUCAAGGCCCAAUUCCAUAGCUCGACAUUCACCUGCCGGCUGCGCUCCUGCCCCCGAGCCACAAUUGGGUUUGAAAGCGAAAAGCUGCUCAAGGAGCAUGAAUGGGCUCACUCGGCGGGACCAAGAUGCAGCUUUCCUAGAUGCCAAUACCCGCCAUUUGCCAACAGCCAAGCGUUGAAACGUCAUGUGGAGAAGCACCACACUCCAGCCCAGACAAUGGAUUACUCUAACCCGAUGACUACGAGCAAUGUCCUUGAUGACUUUGACCCCGACCCCGACCCCUUCCUCCGUGAAGAGGAGAAUGAUUCGGGCCCCGAUUUGUUUCAGUCGAUUUCGGUCGGAACUCCACCUCAGUAG
Scedosporium apiospermum is the source of this 2622-nucleotide messenger RNA. RefSeq lists its product as uncharacterized. Lineage: Eukaryota; Fungi; Ascomycota; Sordariomycetes; Microascales; Microascaceae. The record is from RefSeq and is a predicted model, not a curated record. Bases 1 to 2622 code for a protein of 873 amino acids. The transcript is spliced from 9 exons.